UGAAAACGGCCAUGUCGUGGUAGAAAGCAGUCCAGGAACGAGCGAGUCCGACUCACGUCGCAACUUACUACUUCAUGUAAUGUGGCAUUAAAACUACAGCUAGCUCUGAAAGUAACAAAUCUACCCUCUCGUUUGACAGAAAAGGGAUUUCGUGGAAGCAAGUGCGUUAUUCAAAUCAGAGUGCAAAUAUGAGCGCAGGAGGGACGCCGUACAUUGGCAGCAAAAUUAGCCUAAUCUCCAAGGCCGAGAUUCGCUAUGAAGGAAUUUUGUAUACCAUUGACACUGAAAACUCGACAGUAGCUCUUGCUAAAGUUCGCUCUUUUGGAACUGAAGACCGGCCCACUGACAGGCCUAUCCCACCUCGGGAAGAAGUGUUUGAGUACAUCAUCUUCAGGGGAAGUGAUAUAAAAGACCUAACAGUUUGUGAGCCACCCAAAGCCACUAGCAGCCUUCCUCAGGACCCUGCCAUAGUUCAAUCAUCAAUUGGAUCCACCAAUGCUGCAGCAGGACCAUCAUUCCAGUCGGCUGGGCCCUAUGCUCCAUACAGCAGGACCCCUGUCCCACCGUACAGUCAGUUUGGUGUUUCAUCCCUUCCAGCUCAGCAGUUUGGAUCUUCUGGAGCAGGAGGGCGCACUAGUCCCCAGCUGGAUGCUUUAUCAAAAAGUUCCACCCUGGAGCAGGCAGUGCCGGCCCCACCUUCAGCUGCCCCAGCACCACCUGCACCUGUAGGACAGAGGAGCCAGACGGGGGUGGCAGCUCCCAGAACCACCGGCACCACCGCUGGCAGCCAGAAGCCCCCAGACCUGCUGGACCAGAAAAAAGCUCCUGAGGUUCAGAAGGUGUCGCAGCCAGAUCAUGAACAUGGUGCUGUUGAAAACCGGGAUCCUAACAGGCACCAAGCUGCUGCUGCUGCUCAGUCCAACCGCCGUGGCCGUGGAAGAGGAAACCGCAGCAGAGGCAAAGUAAACGUGCGUAGGGAUGGCCCCAUGAAAUUUGAAGAAGACUUUGACUUUGAGACUGCCAACGCUCAGUUCCACAAAGAUGAGAUUGACAAAGAGCUCCAGAACAAGCUCAAACUGAAAGAUGACAAGGCAGUGAACGGAGAAGAAGCUGACUCUGAACAUCCAGCCAAUGAGGGGACCAAUGAGGAGGAGGAGGCUGUGAUAAACACGUGUUACUAUGACAAGUCCAAGUCCUUCUUUGAUAACCUGUCCUGUGAUGACCCAAGUAAAUCGGGCGAAAGAGGAUUUUCAAGGGAGCGGCGGUCGACCUGGGCAGAGGAGAGAAGAAUGAAUUCUGAGACAUUCGGCAUUCCUCUGAGACACAAUCGAGGAAGAGGGGGUUUCCGUGGCCGAGGCUUCAUGGGGCCCCGUGGAGGCCGAGGGCGGCCACUGAGCAGAGGGUCCUUUGGGCCGCCCCGGGGCGCCCCUCCUGGUUUCAGAGGUGGAUUCAGAGGUGGCAGAGGAGGCCGGGAUUUCUCUGAUUUUGAAUACAGGGUAAAUUAUGAAAAGAAGGACAACAAGGUGGCUGCAUAGUACUGCAGCGACAGAUCCACAAAGAAUUGUAGCCCCUCAUCAUGAAGUGAUUCCUGGUGGAGGUCUCAAUGUUUGACAGAAAGAAUGAAGACAUCCUCUCAGUCACCAGCACCAGGAGUGACUGCUUUACGUCAGGGGGUGAGAGUGCAGCUCCCUUUUCUCCACUUUGAGAAACAGGCAUUUUGUUUUUUUGCCCCGGUCACCAGAUUGACAAGAACGUGUAAAUACGUUGCUUUGGAGUAAUUCUGUAUUUUUGCAUCAAUCAAGUUCAUUUCUUACUGAAGUUGUCUUUGAUAUUUAAAGCUGUAUGCUGAAAGCCCACUGAUACUGUGAGUGGAUCACAGUCAAUGUGAUUGAUAGCUUUAUUUUUUAGUUUCUCUCAGUUUUUGAUAUGGUUGUGAUGUAUGCCAGCACUAACGUUCUCUGCAUUUCCUUUUGAAUCAUACAUUUCUCUGAUCAGACUUGCUUAGUUUGGCUGCCCCAUGUUCAGUAUUUUUACCGUUACAGGAAAAGUUUUGUCUUUUUGGACAUCCAUAAUUUCUCAAUGAAGUAGGUCAAUCAAAGCCAGCUGAAUAGAAACAUUAUCUGAGCUGAAUAUUGUCAUGAACGAAUGUAUGUGUAGCUCAUCUUCAGCUUAGUGACCUGGCAGUCUGUCCAGGGUGUAGCCCACCUCUCACCCAGUGUCAGCUGGAAUCAGCUCCAGCCUGCAACCCUCCAAAGGAUAAGCAGUUAUAGCUGAUGGGUGGAUGUUUGUCUCUCCAGACAGGAUGUGCUCUCCAGACAGACUUUUAGUUUAGAUUUGUUUUUGAAAUGUGUAUUCAGUAUUUAGAAACUCACAUCAGAUGAACUUUCUGCUUUACAGGAACCUCUGGAGGCCUGUUUAUGAAAGCCUAACGCAGGCAAUCUAUAGGAAGCGGUCAUUUGAUAGAUAAACGGGGUUUACAGCAUUAGCCUUAGAAGUAUUUGUUGAUUGUAGAUUUUUUUGACUGGGUCUGUUUUUAUAUAGUUAACUAAACAAAGAUUUUGUGUGUGUAGAAGAGGAACAUCACUGCCUUUAGACGAUCUUUGGAAAGGAAGCCUGGAGUUUAUUCAGUCCAGACCUGCAGUCAGAAUGAGCUUGAGCAGGUUAGCUUUGGAUAAAAAAAUGCUCUGUUGUUUUGACUAAGAGACAUUUGGUUGAGCAAAAACAAUUCACAGCCCAAAAAAACAUGUUUUCUCAUUUUAGUACGUGUUAAAUCUGUUUUUCUGUGUCCAGAACAUACUGAGCCAUCCGUGAAGCGCGUUCUUUUUUGUUACCAAACCUUUGAGUUGUCUUACAGUUGUGUCAUCUGUGUUGUUUUUCCACUGUCUUUACAGUCAGCCGUUUCCAUGGCAAAACUAAGUACUUGCAGUGUUGUAGGGAUUGUUUACUGAAAAUGGGAAAUGUUGUAAAUGGACUGAAUGAUGUCUCAACAUAUGUUCAGUACAAGUGGCAGAAUUUCUAAUAUCAGCUCUGUGGCUUGUUUGUAGCUCCCCUUGCUGCAUUGUUGUCAAUGUGAUUGUUCUCUGGAGGGAAUUUUUUUUUUUUUUAACUGACUUGUGAACAAAAGGGAGAAGAACUGGAUGUGGUGCCAGUGUGUUGAGGGGGAGGUGGGAUAUUUUCUUCCUUUUUUGCUCUGGUAGUACUUCAUUGACUUCAAAGUUGUUUUGCCUUCAGAAUGAUGAUUUUUUUACAGCCCUCCCUUUAACUUUAAGGUUACCUUGUGACUUAAGAAUUGAUGGCACUACAAGGUAAAGCUUCGUCCUUCUCAGUAGCUGUGGUUGUUUAAAACAGUGCAGCCCAGUUGAAAAUGUGCUGUUUAACUGGAUAUUGCUCAGAUUGCUAAUCACUGCAUGAUUGCCGUAGGAACCAUCACUUUAUAUGGGCUUUCGCAAUAACCAGCAAGAUUAAAUUUUAGACAAAACAAAAUUACUGAAUUAUUACAAACUGACAUGUUUUCAUAUGUUUGUUACUCCUUCCAGUCACUGGAAUUGUAAACCAGGAAUUGUUUUCUUGAGAAUAUCAGCAAAAUGGAGUUUUUACGUUGAAUAAAGAGUUGUACAAUAUGCAUGACUGAUGUUUUAUUUUUAAUCCACGUGUUCUGAAUUUUCACUGAAAUACUACUCUGAAAAGUAUAUCUCCGAGUCUCCCCAAGUGAUACGCUUGUUUUGUGCACUUAUUAUUGAAAAGUUACUGAAACUGCCUGUUUUAUUUAUUUAUUUUUUAUUUUGGCCUAUUAUUAGCCACACAAUCCCAGAGUGUUGCCGUACUUAGAGUAGACCAGAUCGCAGUUGCAACGAGUGUGCGUUUAUUUCCAAUAUUUAGUCAAUCAAUGUGAGUGAAUAGAAACACAAGCAAUGCAUGUUUCUCUUUUUCAUGUAAUAUGAAUCUGAAAAAAGAUUUUUGAUCACA
Messenger RNA from Chelmon rostratus (copperband butterflyfish), 3966 nucleotides. It is a transcript of the gene lsm14ab, whose product is annotated as LSM14A mRNA processing body assembly factor b. NCBI's taxonomy places the organism in Eukaryota, Metazoa, Chordata, Actinopteri, Chaetodontiformes, Chaetodontidae. Gene Ontology annotation, cellular component: P-body. The coding region runs from base 189 to 1535 and encodes 448 amino acids. Gene Ontology annotation, biological process: cytoplasmic stress granule assembly; P-body assembly. Gene Ontology annotation, molecular function: mRNA binding. The transcript has 10 exons. The record is from RefSeq and is a predicted model, not a curated record.